AUGAAACAAGGAAAGCUAUCAAAACGAUCGCGAAGUUCUCAACCGAAAGGUCAUGAAUCUUAUAUCCUCGAUAAAUGGUCUGGCAAUCGCAUGCAGAAUUCUAGCAGUCAGCCAGUGUUAGUGACAAUUCCAGUCAUUAAUAAUCAAAUAUCCGAAAAUUACCACAGUAAGAACAUGUUGGCUGCUCCAGCCAUGAAUCUAUCCACACAAUUAGCCGAAUUGAGUAUGGAUCAUAAGAAGAGUGACCUAUUCCAUAGUAAUGAUAUUAUAAUUGGUCAAGAUGGUGAAGUUCUAUCUGGCAGUUUAGAAGCAUUAUUAAAGCGAUUGACUCCAACAAGAGAUUUUUCACCCGAUUCUGGAUAUAUCUUUACUGUACUAGUGAAUAUCCGAACAGUAAUCAGCCCUGAAGAAACGAUGCAACGUAUAGUUCAGAAUUCCAUGUUUUCCAUGAAUUCGGAUUCAUGUAACUUCUCCAAGGAACAUCGAACUCGAUUAUUUGCACACAUUCUACGAUUAUGUUCUGAAUGGGCAACCUCUAUACCAUAUGAUUUUCGAUCUGAUGAAAUGAGAACAAGAUUAAAUGAAUUACUGGGCAUGUGUAGUGUUGAUCAAAACAAUAAAUUGAAAGCUCAGGAAAUCCAGACAAACCUUCGAAAUGCUUUGAACAAAUUGGAUCGUUAUGAGAAAGCUGUUGCUAGUCUUCAUAAAACUUUAGCUGAAAGCCCACAAAUUCCUCAACAGCAUGAUGCUUUGGUUGGGUUAGCUGCCUUCUGUCCUGAUCCUAAGAUCAUAGCACAACAGUUAACACAUAUUGAAUUGGAACGUUUCAGUAUGGUUGGUGUUGAUGAAAUUGUUAACUCAUUAGAUACAUGUGAUAUAUCACAGCUUGGAAGGAAUAAAUCGUCUUCCAACACCCUCAAUACUAUUUCCUUUUAUGUUGAGUGGUUCAAUCGAUUAUCCUCUUUUUCAGCAACUGAAGUUUUACGACAAUCAAAACGUAAGAACCGAGUACAAAUGUUGGAGUUCUUGAUUGAUGUCGCCCGAGAAUGCUGUGAAAUGGGAAACUUCAAUAGUCUUAUGGCAAUUGUUGCGGGACUCUCCCUACCACCUAUAGCGAGACUCAAAAGAACUUGGAACAGAGUUGAUAAAGCUAAACUUGAUAUACUCCAACAUCAACUUGAUCCUUCUGGAAAUUUCCUGUCUUAUCGAGCAACCAUGAAAGCUGCUGUCUGGAGAGCAGAUUCGGCCCGUAGGCCAGAACAGAAGAUUGUGGUUCCAUUCUUUGUAUUACUUCUCAAAGAUUUAUAUAUGAUGUUUCACAAUUCCACACGAACACUCCCGAAUGGUCAUAUAAACUUCUUGGCGUACAGUCAAGUUGCCGAACAAUUACAUAAAAUAUUCUUAUGGAAGCGAGCUCCAUGUACAUUCACAAAGAAUCCUCAAGUACUUCAGUAUUUACUUGUUUCUCCUGUUUAUGGAGAGAGAGAAUCCCAAUUAGUAUCAUUUGAUUUGGAACAACCUGAAAACAGUGGAGAACGAGAAUUGCUGAAAAGAUUGCGUUUGGCCAACAAAUGA
This is a messenger RNA of Auanema sp. JU1783, 1575 nucleotides long. Lineage: Eukaryota; Metazoa; Nematoda; Chromadorea; Rhabditida; Rhabditidae. The record is from the annotation of a GenBank genome assembly.